Penicillium brevicompactum is the source of this 1134-nucleotide messenger RNA. It is a transcript of the gene erg6, whose product is annotated as sterol 24-C-methyltransferase. The transcript has 3 exons. Gene Ontology annotation, cellular component: endoplasmic reticulum. Bases 1 to 1134 code for a protein of 377 amino acids. Gene Ontology annotation, biological process: ergosterol biosynthetic process. Gene Ontology annotation, molecular function: sterol 24-C-methyltransferase activity. The record is from RefSeq and is a predicted model, not a curated record. Lineage: Eukaryota; Fungi; Ascomycota; Eurotiomycetes; Eurotiales; Aspergillaceae.
AUGGCUCCCUCUGCAUUGGAACGUGAGGACAAGGCGCGUGACGCUGCCUUCAACAAGGCUCUCCACGGAAAGUCUGCUAAGGCGCAAGGUGGUCUUGCUGCCAUGCGCGGAAAGGACGCCGCUGCCCAGAAGGCUGCUGUCGACGAGUACUUCAAGCACUGGGACAACCAGGCCGCCGCCGACGAGACCCCUGAGAUCCGUGAGGCUCGCAAGGCUGAAUACGCCACCCUUACCCGACACUACUACAACCUGGCUACCGAUUUCUACGAGUACGGAUGGGGCUCCUCCUUCCACUUCUGCCGUUUCGCCUACGGUGAGCCUUUCCACCAGGCCAUUGCCCGCCACGAGCACUACCUCGCCCACAUGGCUGGUAUCACCGAGGACAUGAAGGUUCUGGAUGUCGGCUGCGGUGUCGGUGGUCCCGCUCGCGAGAUGGUCAAGUUCACUGGUGCUCACGUCACUGGUCUGAACAACAACGACUACCAGAUCGACCGCGCCACCCACUACGCCCACAAGCAGGGUCUCUCCGACAAGAUGGCCUUCGUCAAGGGCGACUUCAUGCAGAUGAACUUCCCCGACAACAGCUUCGACGCUGUCUACGCCAUUGAGGCCACCGUCCACGCCCCCGAGCUCGUCGGUGUCUACAGCGAGAUCUUCCGUGUCCUCAAGCCCGGCGGUACCUUCGCCGUCUACGAGUGGCUCAUGACCGACGAGUACAACAACGACGAUGCCGAGCACCGUCGCAUUCGUCUCGGUAUCGAGCAGGGUGAUGGUAUCUCCAACAUGGUCCGCAUCUCUGAGGGUGUCGAGGCUAUGAAGAACGCUGGCUUCGAGAUGAAGCACCACGAGGAUCUGGCUGCUCGCCCCGACCCCAUUCCUUGGUACUACCCGCUGGCGGGCUCCUUCAAGCACAUGGGCUCCGCUUGGGACUUCUUCACCAUUGCCCGCAUGACCUGGUGGGGACGUGGUAUUGCCCACCGCUUCGUCGGUGCUGGUGAGAAGAUUGGUAUCUUCCCCAAGGGUUCCCAGAAGACCGCCGACAGCUUGGCCCUUGCCGCUGACUGCCUGGUUGAGGGCGCUCAGAAGAACCUCUUCACCCCCAUGUACCUCAUGGUCGGCAAGAAGCCCGAGUAA